Messenger RNA from Mizuhopecten yessoensis (Yesso scallop), 1890 nucleotides. RefSeq names its product high mobility group-T protein-like. The record is from RefSeq and is a predicted model, not a curated record. Bases 116 to 790 code for a protein of 224 amino acids. Gene Ontology annotation, molecular function: DNA binding, bending. NCBI's taxonomy places the organism in Eukaryota, Metazoa, Mollusca, Bivalvia, Pectinida, Pectinidae. Gene Ontology annotation, biological process: regulation of transcription by RNA polymerase II. The transcript is spliced from 5 exons.
GGCUCUCAAUAUUCCCAUCGUUGUAUCGUCUAUGUAGCUGGAUAAGUAGCGUGGGUUUAACACUGUGCUGCAUAGAGGCCUUGUAUUUACGAAGACUUAAGAAAUAACAGAAAAUAUGGUUGGAAGAGGUGGUGAUCCGGCUAAGCCUAAAGGGCGCAUGUCAUCUUAUGCGUUCUUUGUACAAACAAUCCGAGAGGAACACAAGAAAGCUCACCCUGGGGAAAAGGUUGUGUUUGCAGAAUUCACAAAGAAGUGUGCUGAGAAAUGGAAGACAAUGUCGGCCCAGGAGAAAAUGCGGUUUGAAGAUAUGGCUCAGAAAGAUAAAGUGCGCUAUGAUGGCCAGAUGCGAUCAUAUGUACCUCCAAAGGGCGAGAAGAAGAGCAGAAAAAGGACGAAGGACCCUAAUGCACCUAAGCGGUCAUUGUCUGCAUUCUUCUUCUUCUGUGCUGAUGAGAGAGGAAAUGUGAAGGCAAAGAACCCCAACUGGACGGUAGCAGAUGUGGCCAAGGAUCUGGGUAAACAAUGGGAGAAAUGUCCCAACAAACCCUGUUAUGAACAGAAGGCCAUUGCAGACAAGAAAAGAUAUGAAAUACAAAAUGAGCAGUACAAACAAUGCAAGUCCUUUAAAGAUGUUCCCCUUGAGCAACUGAUGCCAGCUAAGAAACCCAAGGCUGCACCUCCUCAAGUGGCAGCAGUCCAAGAGGAGGAGGAUGACGAUGAUGAUGAGGAGGAAGAUGAUGAUGAAGAUGAGGAGGAUGACGAUGAGGAGGAGGAAGAGGAUGACGAAUAGACAUUUUGGGAAACAAACUUUAGCAUAUGAAAGAAGAUUUUAUCAUAUUGUUGGACAUUGUUGAGAUUCCUAGUGCUGGAUCAUAUGGGCUAGUUUUCCCUAUGAUGGAUUAAAAUUUCUGAUUUCAAGUCUUGUUCUAACAACAGGUGUGCAUGACAGUCUUGCUUGUAAUCAGGAACUUUUCAUGUUUUGUCAAGAGUUGGUGCAAACUGUCUUGUUAUGAUAGCUUGCGGGGAAACUUUCUUUACCUGCGAAGGGCGAAUAUGUUCCAGCUUAGUGAAGUAAAGAUUGAAAAUAUACAUGAGAUGUAUGUUAAAGUCAUGACAUUGAUUCAAACUUUUUGUUUUUGUUGUAAAUACUUUUAAAGGCAGAUGUUUUAGCUGUAUUACAUGGAGUUACUCUUUAAGCACAACAUGAAAUUAAAUAGUCCCCAUUUCGUUGUAUAAAGUUCAGUAGAUGUCUUUUUCUUAUCAUGCUACACAUUUUUGAAAUCACUGGUCCAUUACAGCUUUGGGGGGGAAAUCACUUUUAAGCUCAUUUUGCUUGUCUGUGAGCUCAUGCGAUGGUGCUGCGAUUCUCUGGCAUCAAAUUGUUUCUUCAACUCAUAGCUUCUGAAUAACUUAGAGGCAUAGAAUAAUAUUUUGGGUCUUUUGUUUAGAGAAACUGAAUGAACAUUGGGGCAUUUAUAAAAACGGAUCAUGUUGCCAUUCAAAUAUUAACAGUCCAUACUUUUAUUGUUGAUGUAAUAGGUGUUUUUUUUGUUAUAUUUUCUUGUUAACAUUGUUAAAAGUAACUCGAAGAGUGAAAUAAGUGUUUUACAGAACUACAUUUUAAAUGUCAAUAGAAAAAGCAUUUUUGGGGUACCUGCAUCCUGUCUUUUAUCUGAAUAUAAAAAAAAACUUAUAUUGAAGUCUUUUAUGUUUGUACCAAUAUAAGGGCCCAAUAGAUGGUAUUUUCUUGUAUAAAGGUGUUGUAUUAAACUAUUCAGUGCUUCUCAUUAUCAUAUGUAAAUACAUUCACAUUCUCCACAUUGGCGAUGAAUAUUGUUGUAGAACUUUUUUUCAAUCGUAACAAUCUGAAUAAAAUGUUGAAAAGAAUAA